Pararge aegeria (speckled wood butterfly) is the source of this 737-nucleotide messenger RNA. RefSeq lists its product as uncharacterized. The record is from RefSeq and is a predicted model, not a curated record. Bases 36 to 425 code for a protein of 129 amino acids. Lineage: Eukaryota; Metazoa; Arthropoda; Insecta; Lepidoptera; Nymphalidae. The transcript has 3 exons.
AAUAUUACGGAGUGUAAAGAAAAGGUAAAAUUACAAUGGCAAAGCGAACUGUCGACGUGGGAACUCUAACACUCAACAAUGAAUUACAGCGGAUCAAGGAAACGUACAAAAAAUGCGAACUCCUGCACGUCAUACAACAUGUAGAUAUAUACGGCAGAAUUAGAUCAAGCUACACGGAAAAUACGACGAAAGCCGUAAACGACUCGCCUAUAACAGUCACCUCGGUUUCUUGUUCUUCUCCAAGAUGUACAGCACGCUUCACCAAGCCAGGAUUGGAAGAGAAACUAAGCAAAUUCUCGAUGACUACGAAACUGUCGGGACUGUAUCCCGGCAACGACAUACUGUCGAAGAGGAUCCAAACAGGGAAACUUAAACAAAUGACUACAAAGAACAAUGUUGUAUUUGGAUCUGUGUUAUCAAGGUGAUUUGUUAUUUUGCCGUCCUUAAGUUCUAAUUCUGUUAUUCAAAGUCGACUCUUAUGCCCGUUUUCACUAAACCUUGCCUUAAUCGGACGCCUAGUAUUUCGAUGAUUCCUAGUUAACGAUUUUGAUGUUUCACGAUUACUUAUGCGAUGACUAACGCCGUUAGGCGCCAACUAGAGUUCACCGAUUGACAGAUCGUCAAGUUCUUCUUCUUCUUUUGCUUUUUUUGGCUGUUAGGUGUGCCAAAUCGGCAUGUUGUAUUUUACCAAUGCGUGACAUUGGCGAAAUACUUGGAAGAUCCACUUGGUGAUUGUC